This is a messenger RNA of Pocillopora damicornis (cauliflower coral), 1630 nucleotides long. Its product is annotated as evolutionarily conserved signaling intermediate in Toll pathway, mitochondrial. Gene Ontology annotation, cellular component: mitochondrion. The record is from RefSeq and is a predicted model, not a curated record. Gene Ontology annotation, biological process: cell surface receptor protein serine/threonine kinase signaling pathway; innate immune response. NCBI's taxonomy places the organism in Eukaryota, Metazoa, Cnidaria, Anthozoa, Scleractinia, Pocilloporidae.
CGGACGAGGGAAGGCUUCGUUGAACUUAAGCCUUUUUGGUAUAGUUCUGUCUGAUUUUCCUAAAGUCAUAGCAUAAUCACUGCCACAGAGAGAUUCACCUUCCAAGAAAGAUGCACCGCUUUUGUAUGUUGGCAACGAUCGCGAGGAGACUAAGCAACCAUCCAGAAUACGUUUUCGUUGCUUCGAAUUCCAUGCGCAAGCUAUCAACGCCGCAGUCUAUGAAGUGCUUGCCAAGAAGACAAAUUAGCUGCUCUAGAGUUUUAAGCAGCAAUUCAGACAAGGAGCUAUAUGAGGAAAAGGAUUACGAUGAGAGGCUGGCCAAAAUUAGAGCAGAAGAUGCAGAGAGCAGUAAACUUGUACAUGUGAAUUUAACACCUAGCAAGGUCAAAGUUUCUCCAUUAUCUAUGUCUAAACACGUCGUUUCAUUUGAGAAAGCGGCCUCCUUAGGGAAAACUAAAGAGAACUUUGUGGGAGUGAUCGAUAAUUUUCUCGCCAGAAACCGGACCAGGAGGGGGCAUAUGGAAUUUCUCAAGACAGCUAUGAAUUACGUGGAGGAAUUUGAUCUAGGGAAGGACGUUGAAGUAUACAACAGAAUGCUAGACGUGUUUCCCAGGGGUAGAUUUGACAACAGAACUCUAUUUGAUGCUAUCUGGGCAAAGAAGCAUCCUCAAGCUGAGCUGGCAUUAGACAUCUUGACGCUUAUGGAAGACAACUGGAUCUCACCUGAUGAAACCACUUACGAUAUUGUACAUGAAAUUUUUGGCCAUGCAAGUCAACCUUUGCAAAAGUGUAAGCGGCUGGUGUAUUGGUAUCGUAAAAUGGAGGAAAUGUUUCCUAAUCCUUACCCAAAAGCUCUACCUGAAAGUGAUGCAGAGUUGAGCAAGCUUGCUCUGGUCAGAAUGACUAAAGAUGAGCAGAUUAUCACCAUCUACAAGGAUAAUGCUGAUGGUGAAGGCCAAGAGUUCUUGGUUGGUGCUCAGACUGAGCAGCAGAAGAACAUUUUAGAAGGUUACAACUCACACAAACCAAUGUAUGUAGAAGGACCUUUCUUCAUUUGGGUUCGUCGCCUUCAAAGAUACUUCUUCACACUGAGAACUGAUGCUGAGUUUGAUGAGGAGAAUGGGGAAGGUCAAAUUGUUGCAGUCUGCAUGAGUCAUGCUAAUGCCAGUGAAGAUCUGCUGAGAUCAUGGAUAACUAACCUUCAAAGUGAAAAUCCUCAGUUAGCAAACAUCAGUGUCAUCUUUAACCUUAACCAAACACCAAGAUAACAAUUAACCCUUUAACCCCUAAGAGUGACUGGCAUCUAAUUUCUCCUUACCAUAUCACCCUUGAUUCAAACAUGAAGGUCACAAGAAUAAAGGAAAUGAUCACCAACUAAAGAAGCUCUUGAUUGUUAGACAAAUUCUCCUUGUCAGCACCUUAGGAAAUGUUCAGAGAACACUAUGGAGAAUAUGUAUACUGAUGUUAGGGAGUAAAGGGUUAAAAGGAAUAGAUCUUGUACUUGUGGCAGUUGAAAAGAACCUCAAGUUGAAGUUAUUCUAAACAAGGUUGAUGUUUAUCUUUCUUCGUUUAAUAAUGAUGGAAAUUCUUCUGGAACAAAGGUGAAUACAUAUUAAACUGGUUAAAAAUA